AUGGCGGCCCCAGCGACGCUCUCCACGUUUGAUACAGCGCAUGCAGGAUGCCUCCACAGCGUUGAGUUUGAUUUUUUCGCGACGCGGCUCGCCACCGCGUCCUCCGACCGCACGAUUCGGUUGUGGAGUGUCUCCACGGCUCCUGAGCGCGCCGACGGCUGCCCCGCCGCCGGCGAAGUCGCGCCCAAGACCACGACGUUCCUCCAGGAGCUCCGCGGCCACGAGGGCCCUGUGUGGCAGGUGCGUUGGGCGCAUCCGUCGUUCGGCGCCAUCCUCGCGUCGUGCGGCUACGACCGCCGCAUCGUUGUCUGGCAGCAGCGGCCGGGGGCCGGAGGCGCGCAGGGGGGUCGCUUUUCGGCGGGCGCUGCAGGCGCGCAGCCGGGGGCGUUUGCGCCGAUCUACACGAACGACGAGCAUGCGUCGUCGGUCAACUCGAUCGACUUCUGUCCCGCCGAGCUGGGGCUCCACCUCGCGGCCGGCAGCAGCGACGGCUCCGUCUCCGUGAUGUCCCUCGCGGACCCCUCCGCCCUCGCCCAAGGAGCCGGCGCGCCCGUCUACUGGAGCCGCAAGGCCUUCGCCGCCCACUUCAACGGCGUCAACAGCGUUGCCUGGGCCCCCGUGCGGCCCGGCGCCGCUAAGGAGCUGAUGCUGGCGACCGGUGGAUGCGACAGCCAAGUUCGCCUCUGGGGAAUCGACCCCCAGACGCAGGAGUGGCGGCAGCUGCACCAGCUGACGGGAACGGAGGCGCACACGGACUGGGUGCGGGAUGUGGCCUUCCAGCCUGCGGCCGCGUCGUCGCUUCUCGCGAGUUCCUCCCUCCUGCUCGCCUCAUGUAGCGAAGACUGCACUGUGAAGCUGUGGGUCGGCGAGCUCUCGUCCUCCUCCCCCUCGUCCUCCUUCCCCUCGUCGUACACGUGGACGCUUCGGCAGACGCUUCGUCUGAACGCGCCGGUGUGGAGGGUGUCCUGGAGCGUCUCGGGCACCGUCCUCUCGGCGGCCUGCGGAGAAAAGGACGUCUUCCUUUUCCGCGAGACGGUCGGCGGGCAGUGGGAGAAAGUCUCCCGCCUCGUGGGACCCGACGCCGUCGCCCCCGCCCCAGCUGUGGCCCCCGCCGUCGCCGUCGCCCCCCAGCAAGGAGUUCCCGCGCCCGCACCGGGCCUCGCGCCGCCGCCGCCCCAGCUCGGGGUUCAGCCGCUCACCCCAGUCCCAGCCCCACUCGCCUCUCCUCAUGGGCCGAUUCAGCCGCCGAUGUCCGCCGCGCAUUUGGCGCCGCCCCCUGCCGCGGGAGCUGGAGACCCGCCUGUCCCUGCCCCCGGCGCUCCCCACAGCGGCAUGCCCGCUCCGGGAGUCGCUUCAGCAGGCGUUCUCGCGCCCUUCGGGCAGCCCCCUGCCCCCGGUAGCUUCUAUCCUCCGCCCGCCGCACCCGCAGGACCCGCUGCACAGAGCUACCCGCCCCCAGCGGCUCCCCAAGGCGUCUACCCGCCGCCCACCCAUCCUCAAAACUCGCGCUACCCGGCUCCGGCCAGCAGCCAGGGCCCGGUUGCCCCCCCGGCGUUCGGUGCGCCGCCCCCGAUGGGCGCACCUGCCCCCACGCAGCCCUUCUACGGCGCCGGGGCCCCGCCGGCCCGUCCGCCCGCCGACGCCUUCCAGGGGGUUCCAGCCCCUGGUGGAGACCCGCGGGUUUUCUACCCCGGUGGAGCCCAACCUGGGGGUGUGGCGCCGCCGCCCGCAGGCAUGUUCGUCCGCCCCCCCCCUAUGGGCGCCCCCGGCGUGACGCCGCAGCCAGGCUACUCGGCGAGGCCGCAGCUCUACACGCCCUACAAAGCGAAUUGA
Besnoitia besnoiti is the source of this 1833-nucleotide messenger RNA. RefSeq names its product WD domain, G-beta repeat-containing protein. Lineage: Eukaryota; Apicomplexa; Conoidasida; Eucoccidiorida; Sarcocystidae. The transcript has 4 exons. The record is from RefSeq and is a predicted model, not a curated record. Gene Ontology annotation, biological process: COPII-coated vesicle budding; protein import into nucleus. Gene Ontology annotation, molecular function: structural molecule activity; protein binding. Bases 1 to 1833 code for a protein of 610 amino acids. Gene Ontology annotation, cellular component: nuclear pore outer ring; COPII vesicle coat.